Messenger RNA from Oncorhynchus nerka (sockeye salmon), 2535 nucleotides. RefSeq names its product V-type proton ATPase subunit d 1. Gene Ontology annotation, molecular function: proton-transporting ATPase activity, rotational mechanism. Gene Ontology annotation, biological process: proton transmembrane transport; vacuolar transport; vacuolar acidification. Lineage: Eukaryota; Metazoa; Chordata; Actinopteri; Salmoniformes; Salmonidae. Gene Ontology annotation, cellular component: proton-transporting V-type ATPase, V0 domain; plasma membrane proton-transporting V-type ATPase complex; lysosomal membrane. The transcript has 8 exons. The coding region runs from base 113 to 1168 and encodes 351 amino acids. The record is from RefSeq and is a predicted model, not a curated record.
ACGUGUCUUUUUUUACAGCCGGGUAAUCUGGAGCUCAGCCCUGUCUAGAAUUUAUUUUCCUCCUAAAACGGUUGUAUUUCAUCAAUAUACGGAUAUAUUUUGAGGCCUCAAUAUGCCUAUAUUCUCGGAGCUGUAUUUUAAUGUGGAUAAUGGUUACUUGGAAGGGUUGGUCAGGGGUUUUAAGGCUGGAAUUCUUUCACAGGGAGACUAUCUAAAUCUCGUCCAGUGUGAAACCCUGGAAGACCUGAAACUCCAUCUGCAGAGCACGGACUAUGGCAGCUUCCUGGCCAACGAGCCGUCCCCCCUCACCGUGUCCGUCAUCGACGACAAGCUCAAAGAGAAGAUGGUGGUGGAGUUCCGUCACAUGAGAAACCAGUCGUACGAACCGCUGGCAAGCUUCAUGGACUUCAUCACGUACAGCUACAUGAUAGACAAUGUGAUCCUGCUGAUCACGGGCACCCUGCACCAGCGUGCCAUCUCUGAGCUGGUACCUAAGUGCCACCCUCUGGGCAGCUUUGAGCAGAUGGAGGCAGUCAACAUCGCCCAGACCCCAGCAGAACUUUACAACGCCAUCCUGGUCGACACCCCUCUGGCUGCUUUCUUCCAAGACUGCAUAUCUGAGCAGGAUCUGGAUGAGAUGAACAUUGAGAUUAUCCGUAAUACUCUGUAUAAGGCUUAUCUGGAGGCUUUCUACAAGUUCUGCUCCACUCUGGGAGGAACCACUGGUGACACCAUGUGUCCCAUUCUAGAGUUUGAGGCGGACAGGAGGGCCUUCAUCAUCACCAUCAACUCAUUUGGUACGGAACUGUCUAAGGAGGACCGUGCCAAGCUGUUCCCCCACUGUGGCAAGCUGUACCCUGAGGGGCUGGCUCAGCUUGCCCGCGCUGACGACUACGAACAGGUCAAAGCUGUGGCUGACUACUACCCUGAAUACAAGCUCCUGUUUGAGGGAGCAGGCAGCAACCCAGGGGACAAGACACUGGAGGACAGGUUCUUUGAGCAUGAGGUGAAGCUGAACAAGCUGGCGUUCCUGAACCAGUUCCACUUCAGUGUGUUCUAUGCCUACGUCAAGCUGAAGGAGCAGGAAUGCAGGAACAUCGUGUGGAUCGCUGAGUGUAUCGCUCAGAGGCACCGCGCCAAGAUAGACAACUACAUCCCCAUCUUCUGAUCUGAACACACACACCAGUAGCUCCCUACAUUCUGAUCUGAACACACACACACCAGUAACUCCCUACAUUCUGAUCUGACACAAACACCAGUAACUCCCUACAUUCUGAUCUGAACACACACACACACACACACACUAGUACCUCCCUACAUUCUGAUCUGAACACACACACACACACCAGUACCUCCCUACAUUCUGAUCUGAACACACACACCAGUACCUCUCUACAUUCUGAUCUGAACACACACACACACACCAGUACCUCCUUACAUUCUGAUCUGACACACACACACACACUAGUACCUCCUUACAUUCUGAUCUGAACACACACACACACACCAAUACCUCCCUACAUUCUGAUCUGAACACACACACACACACCAAUACCUCCCUACAUUCUGAUCUGAACACACACACACACACCAAUACCUCCCUACAUUCUGAUCUGAACACACACACACACACACACACACACAAUACCUCCCUACAUUCUGAUCUGAACACACACACACACACACACACACACACACACACACACACACACACACACACCAAUACCUCCCUACAUUCUGAUCUGAACACACACACACACACACACACACACAAUACCUCCCUACAUUCUGAUCUGAACACACACACACACACACACACCAAUACCUCCCUACAUUCUGAUCUGAACACACACACACACACACACACCAAUACCUCCCUACAUUCUGAUCUGAACACACACACACACACACACACACACACACACACACUAGUACCUCCUUACAUUCUGAUCUGACACACACACACACCAAUACCUCCCUACAUUCUGAUCUGAACACACACACACACACCAAUACCUCCCUACAUUCUGAUCUGACACACACACACACACACACACACACACACACACACACACACACACCAAUACCUCCCUACAUUCUGAUCUGAACACACACACACACCAGUACCUCCCUACAUUCUGAUCUGAACACACACACACACACUAGUACCUCCCUACAUUCUGAUCUGAACACACACACACACACUAGUACCUCCCUACAUUCUGAUCUGAACACACACACACACACACACACCAGUACCUCUCUACAUUCUGAUCUGAACACACACACACACCAGUACCUCCUUACAUUCUGAUCUGACACACACACACACACACACACCAAUACCUCCCUACAUUCUGAUCUGAACACACACACACACACCAAUACCUCCCUACAUUCUGAUCUGAACACACACACACACACCAAUACCUCCCUACAUUCUGAUCUGAACACACACACACACACACCAAUACCUCCCUACAUUCUGAUCUGAACACACACACACACACACACCAAUACCUCCCUACAUUCUGA